Molecule: messenger RNA, 1008 nt
Organism: Eremothecium gossypii ATCC 10895
Lineage: Eukaryota; Fungi; Ascomycota; Saccharomycetes; Saccharomycetales; Saccharomycetaceae
Gene: RSA1
Product: Rsa1p
Exons: 1
Coding region: 1-1008 (335 amino acids)
Source: RefSeq, marked provisional
AUGCAGAACACGUCUGGAAACCUACCGAAACCGACAUUCUCAGGGACAUUAGACGGGCCCUCCACACAGAGAACUAGGCCCUGGGAACAGGGGUCGGAGCAACCAUACGCCACGCAGUCAUAUGCAGCCCCGUUCCCGCAGCAGGCGCCCGGGUAUUCGAAUGCCUCGCUUCCGCUCUACGGGGGUGCAUCGGCCGCAUAUGCGGGACAAUGGCAGCAACCAGUACUUUAUACGGCACAGCCAUACUAUCAGCCUCCGCCCCCGGCCGGGGCUCCGCAUCUGCUCCCACUGGAACCCUACCAAACGUCAGUAGUUGGAGGCAGGAAGCCCGAUGCAAGGCGUGGGGGCGCCAGACAAGCGGCGGGCAGGGUGCGGAAGGCUCCGCGGGCUGCGUACAGUGGUGAGAAACGGAAGGCAAGCCACGGGGGCGCUCAGGGCACCACUGUGACACAGGCGGAGGGUUCUGGGGACGAGGGAGAUGAGCAGGCGGAAACUGGCAGCGAAGCUGGCCCAACUGUCGACGGCGCAAUUGCAGGGACAUCUAUUGUGCUGAGUACCACCGAGGAUAUCGAGAAAUGGCGCAGCGAAAGACGCAAGAUGUGGCUCCUCAAGAUCUCUAAUCAGAAGGAGAAGCACAUGGAAGAAUUGGGCGUAAGUGAGCAGGAGCUUAGGUGCAGUCCCCUUGUGCAGGGCAGAAAGGACAAGAAGUUCAUCUCUGGGAUCCAGUCACACGUGAUGCGUUUUACUUCGAAACAGAACCUUAGCGUGGGCCUCGUGCAGCGAACAAUGGCAGCAGAGAAUGCCAAGAUCCUAGGUUUUAUCAAGGAGCUUGGGGACGCGAAUUUACUGGAGCAUGUUCUCACCGAGAAAGAAAAGGAGGCACUCUUCGGCAAGGCGAUGCGCGCCGCCGAGAACCGGAAGCAGUUCGCUGGUAGAUCAUUUACUUCCCAGAAUGACGGCAGAGGCAGGCCCCCCACUAGACAACCUGCUGGUGGGCCCACUAACUGA